This is a messenger RNA of Periophthalmus magnuspinnatus, 1717 nucleotides long. RefSeq names its product serine protease HTRA2, mitochondrial-like. Gene Ontology annotation, molecular function: serine-type endopeptidase activity; protein binding. NCBI's taxonomy places the organism in Eukaryota, Metazoa, Chordata, Actinopteri, Gobiiformes, Gobiidae. The transcript is spliced from 8 exons. Bases 231 to 1550 code for a protein of 439 amino acids. The record is from RefSeq and is a predicted model, not a curated record. Gene Ontology annotation, cellular component: mitochondrion. Gene Ontology annotation, biological process: proteolysis; positive regulation of apoptotic process; programmed cell death.
ACUUCCUGUAAUGUUGUUUUUAGCUUUUGCGUUUAGUGUGAGCUUCAGCUGUAUAUUUUGGCAUUCGGGUUGUACAUAAGAGAUAAUAUUCCGUUACGCUUGUACUACGUGUUGUAAUGUGCGUCAGGGGUUGUUAAUUACGUGCCAUGUGAUUUAUUUUUAAGUAAGUUAAAUUCAGUCGCUAUCAAAAAAAACUCGUGGACGGUGUGCACUGAGUUUACUGAUGCAACAUGGCAGCAAGUACUGUCAGUAGAUGUCUUCACUCCGCUUUAAGGAGGAUUCAUGUGGCCCAUUGCCGUGGAGUUCAUUCUGUAGUGGAGAAGUCCGUGAGCCGAGUGUCCAGUGUGGCAGUAUGUAGACUUAAGCUCAGUUCAGAGGAGAGACACACAGAGCUGAAUGGGACAGCUCGUGCCCGGGAAAGGGACAAGGGCGGUGGUCAGGACAGGAGCAAAAGUUUGAGAGCUUUCCAGCGCCUUGGCCUGGGACUGUGUGCCGUGGCUCUCCUGGACAGUUACAACAAGGACAGAGAACAGACCUUUAUACAACACAUUCUCCCAGUAGCUCAAUGUGCCUCGCCUGUUAAGCCCGACACUCCUCGCUUUAGAUACAAUUUUAUUGCUGACGUUGUGGAAAAGUCGACUCCUGCUGUGGUCUAUAUUGAAAUACUUGGCAGACACCCAUUUUCUGGGCGAGAGGUCCCAGUUUCCAACGGCUCUGGUUUCAUUAUCAGUGGAGACGGUCUCAUUGUCACUAAUGCCCAUGUUGUAGCCAAUAAAAGAGGGGUCCGAGUCAAACUCACAAAUGGGGACACUUAUAACGCCACAGUACAGGACGUGGAUCCUGUGGCUGACAUUGCCACCAUCAGAAUAUCCUCAAAGAAUCCAUUACCCACUCUACCCCUGGGACGCUCGUCUGAUGUGCGACAAGGAGAGUUUGUGGUGGCCAUGGGAAGCCCUUUUGCUCUGCGCAACACAAUCACCUCAGGAAUUGUCAGCUCUGCUCAGAGAGGAAGCAAGGAACUGGGCUUGUCUAAAUCUAACAUGGAUUACAUUCAGACAGACGCAGCUAUUGAUUUUGGCAAUUCUGGAGGCCCUCUCAUUAACUUGGAUGGAGAGGUCAUUGGAAUCAACACAAUGAAAGUAACUGCAGGGAUAUCUUUUGCCAUUCCAUCUGACAGAGUGAGGGUUUUUCUAGAUCAGACAGCCAACAGAAAAAACUCCAGAUUGAGUGGCUUGGAGCACAAGCGAAGAUACAUUGGUGUGAUGAUGCUGACUCUCACUCCAAGUAUCAUCACCGAGCUGAAGCUGAGAGACCCCAUGUUCCCAGAUGAUGUCACACAUGGGAUCCUCAUCCACAGGGUCAUAGUGGGAUCCCCAGCAAACAGAGCUGGCAUGUUACCAGGAGACAUUGUGCUGGAGAUCAAUGGCACAGAGGUGAAAACAUCAGAGGAGAUAUACACAGCUGUCCACAGCAGCGAUAGAAUUACAAUGCUGGUGCAACGAGGACAUAAGCUGAUCCAGCUCCAAAUGACUCCGGAGAUUGCCGAAUAAAUCAACAUAAGGACUGCCACUCAACACAGCACUGUCUGACACUAGCGCAUUAUUUUUAACUUGAAAUGGCUGAUGGUAACGUAAUGUUUAUUGAUGAAUGAGCCAAAGUAACAUGAACUGAAACGUCCUGCAACAGCACCGAGGGCUAUUAUCUUGAAUAAAAGUAU